Gambusia affinis (western mosquitofish) is the source of this 2779-nucleotide messenger RNA. RefSeq lists its product as uncharacterized. Gene Ontology annotation, biological process: positive regulation of ERK1 and ERK2 cascade; T cell activation; interleukin-15-mediated signaling pathway. Gene Ontology annotation, molecular function: protein tyrosine kinase binding; MHC class II protein binding. The record is from RefSeq and is a predicted model, not a curated record. NCBI's taxonomy places the organism in Eukaryota, Metazoa, Chordata, Actinopteri, Cyprinodontiformes, Poeciliidae. Gene Ontology annotation, cellular component: membrane raft; external side of plasma membrane. The transcript is spliced from 12 exons. Bases 495 to 2540 code for a protein of 681 amino acids.
AGCCCAAAGAAAAGGAAGAAGCAGCAGACAUCCCAGGAGGAUCUCGUCCCGGCGUGGAAAACUGUUUUCUGGGUUUUCUGGGAUGUGAGAAGCUUUGGUGCAACAAGUUGGACGAGGAUCCGUCGAAAAGCGAGCAGGAUUCUUCAGAUGAGGAUCCGUCUGACAAAGAAAAUAUGCUUCAGGAGAAAGAAGAACUUAAAGGUGAUGAAGAUUCAGACUAUCAACCUGAAGAGGAUGUGUGUUGAACAGGAAGUCCCUUCAAGUCAACAGAAAAGGGAACUCUAAAGGGAGAGAGAAGAGAAAGUUUAUGACAGAAACAUCAUCCAGUGGGGAUUUAAAGUGGACAGUAGCUGCUCUCUGAUCAUCAACGCCAUCAAUGAUGAUGAUGAUGAUGAUGAUAAUGAUGAUGAUGAAGCUGGACUCUCCACCUGGAUCAGGAACCUCCUCAGAUGGCCGUGUGUGUCUGAGUGUUUUGAUCACCUCAAAGAGGAAAUAUGAUCAGUAUUUUCAGAUCUGCAGCAGAGAAAAAUCUCUCAGUUCAGCAGCUGAUAGACGGACAGGAGAUGUUGGUUCUGGUUCUGGUUCUGGUCGUUGUGCUUCAGUUUGAAGGAACCAGAGGAGAAAUUCAUCUGUAUCACAGAGAAGGAGAAAAUGUUGUUCUACCUUGUAACAGUCCUUCAUCAGAUUAUUCAUGCUCUGUUAUUGAUUGGGUUUACUACAAAGAUACAAGCUCAGCUCACACAGUGAUUGGAAAUGGUAAAGUUGAUCAGAGUUCACCUCGAGCUUCCAGGUUAAAUUUGGACAAUAUUUGCUCUCUGAUCAUCAACAACAUCACUGCUGAUGAUGCUGGAAUCUACAUCUGUACACCUGGUUCAAGAUCCUCCUCUGAUGGUUUAGUCUAUCUGAAUGUUUUAACCAUUUCAGACGCUGAUCCAACAAAUGAAGAUUUCACAUUACAGUGUUCUCUGUGGAAACAUGGAGGAUGGACUUCUUGUCCACAGAAAAGUUUCCGCUGGUUUGAUGAGACAGGAAGUGAACUGACCAGUAAAAAUGAUGAUCGCAGAUCAACACAAAGAUGUUUUUCUUCUCUAACUGUGAAGCAUCAGAGCGACACCAACAGAAGAUUCACCUGCCAGUUUGUUGAAAGAAACAAAAUUAAGAUUGAAGUUCAAUACACACAAGUCCAUCUCUACCACAGAGCAGGAGAUGAAGCUGUUCUGCCCUGUAACAGACCUUCAUCAUCCGACUCAUGCUCCUCUGUUGACUGGAUUUAUCAGAGAAAUAAAAACAUGAACAGGAAACAGGAAGUUCAUAAAGGAAUGGUUCAGAGUUCACCUCGUUCUGCCAGGAUGAGUUUGGACAGAAACUGUUCUCUGAUCAUCAACAACAUCAUGGCUGAAGAUGUUGGACGUUACAGCUGUGGAUAUAAUACAGAUGUGUAUCUAAACAUGAUGAUCAUCUCUUCAUCUCCUCCAGAUGUUGAUCCAACAAAGAAUGAAGAGAUCACAUUAUUCUGUUCUCUGUUGAGAUCCAGAUCAUCAGGUUUUUGUCCAGAUAAAAGUUUCCUCUGGUUGGAUGAGACAGGAAGUGAACUGACUGGUGAAGGUGAUGGAUAUAAAUAUGGAGGACAGUUUGGUUGUGUUUCUAGUCUGACUGUGAAUCUUCAGAGCAGCAGAAGAUUCACCUGCCAGUUUGUUGAAGGAAACAAAGUGAAGAUAGAAGCUCACUAUGGAUCUGAAGGAACCAGAGGAGAAAAACUUCAUCUGUAUCACAGAGGAGGAGAAAAUGUUGUUCUACCUUGUAACAGUCCUGAAUCGUUUGAUUCAUGCUCCAUUAUUAACUGGCUUUACAACAGAGAUAGAAGCAAAACUCACUCAGUGUUUAUAAAUGGUAAAGUUGUUCAGAGUUCACCUCGAGCUUCCAGGUUAAAUUUGGACAAUAGUUGCUCUCUGAUCAUCAACAACAUCACUGCUGAUGAUGCUGGAUUCUACAUUUGUAGACCUGGUCCAGGAAUCUCCUCUGAUGGUUUUGUCUUUCUGAAUGUUUUAACCAUCUCUCCAUCUCCUACCGAUGCUGAUCCAACAAAGGAAGAUUUCACUUUACUCUGUUCUUUGGUGAGAGAUGGAGAGUUUGGUUCAUGUCCAGAUAAAAGUUUCCUCUGGUUGAACGAGACAGGAAGUGAAUUGACUGGUGAAGAUGAUGAAUAUAAAUCUGGAGGACAGAUUGUUUGUGUUUCUCGACUGACUGUGAAUCUUCAGAGCAGCAGAAGAUUCACCUGCCAGUUUGUUGAAGGAAAUAAAGUGAAGAUAGAAGCUCACUAUGGAUCUGAAGGCCCCCCCGCCUCGUCUCCUCUGAGCUUCAUCAUGUUGACUCUGAAGAUCACAGGACUGAUCCUGAUCGUUGGAAUCACUGUUGGUAUCAUCAGAACCAGAGGAAGAAAAAAGCCUCAGAAAGACGUUAAUGUUCGUUUUUCUGUUGAUGACGACUCAGUGAAUUAUGAAAAUGAUGGAGAACGUUCUGCUGCCGCCGCUCUCCACUGAGCUUCAUCACAUCCAGGAUGGUUCAUUAAAAAAGCUUCAUUUUAAUCAUUAGCUGGUACAAAAGUAUAUUUUGCAUGGAGUUAUCUGCAUAUGAGUAUUAAUUUUGAGCUGUGUUGGAUUCAGUGUUUUAUUUUUUUAAUCCAUUAUAAAUAAAUCUAAAAGUUGUUUGAGAGAAGAAGCUUUUACUCUGUAAAUAUGUUGUUUGCUUCCUUUUUAGUGCAAAUAAAAGCUUUUUUGCA